This is a messenger RNA of Botrytis sinoallii, 7515 nucleotides long. RefSeq lists its product as uncharacterized. Gene Ontology annotation, biological process: secondary metabolite biosynthetic process; fatty acid biosynthetic process; proteolysis. The transcript is spliced from 5 exons. Bases 1 to 7515 code for a protein of 2504 amino acids. Lineage: Eukaryota; Fungi; Ascomycota; Leotiomycetes; Helotiales; Sclerotiniaceae. Gene Ontology annotation, molecular function: fatty acid synthase activity; serine-type peptidase activity. The record is from RefSeq and is a predicted model, not a curated record.
AUGAAUCUUCAACAUUCAACGCUAGUCUUUGGGCCACAGACGAAUUCCUUUGACGCGGCCCAUCUCUCCGCAGUUAGAAACUCUUUAGUCUCUAACAAACGCCUAAAGCCAUUUUACAAGGCCAUUGCGGGGCUUUCCGACUUCUUGCCAACACUACUCGCUCAUGAUUCUUCUCUGCAGAAACUACCUGCAGUAGAAUACUGCACCUUCCUGAUUCGAUGGCUUGAGAACGGUUCAUCAGCAGGAGAGCCAAUGAAUCAGGAUUUACCGAACAUGGUUUGCACGCCCCUCACGGUCAUCAUCCACGUUGUGCAGUUUUUCAAUUAUCUCGAGACCCACUAUGGGCCUAUUCACGCAUAUGAUAAUUUCCUUGCAUCUGCGACUCCGGCCCAGGGGUUCUGUAUCGGGUUUCUGACCGCAGCCGCUGUGACUUGUGCUUCGGAUGAGGACACUUUGGUCAAACUGUGCUCAAAUGCCUUGCGACUUGCUCUUUGCAUAGGUGCUUAUGUUGAUCUAGACCAGUCGAAUGCGGGGGAUGGUCUGACAACGGCUGUCAUGGUUUCUUGGAGUGAGAAGAAUAAACCCGUUUGCGAUGUUUAUGAGUUCUUGAAGGAUUUUCCAGAAAAACUUCGUGAUUCCAUAUCAAAAGCCUUGCUCGAUCAAGGGUAUAGUGUAAUACCAUUGGUUGUCUUUGGUCGUUUUCAUUCAUCUGUUCAGACAAAUGCCUGUCAGAAAGUCAUUCAACUAUGUGCAUCAACGGAAUCUUUACAAUUCCCCCAAGCAGAAAGUCUUCGGACCGCUUUGAGAACAGAUGAGGAUGGACAAGAAAUACGUGAAGGACCACUUCAUGAAAUAGCGCUGGUUUCAUUGCUUUCAAGGCAAUCGAAAUGGUAUGCGACCAUUGCAAACACAGUUGCUCAAUUGGAUGCAAGUCAAAAGAGGCAUGUACUUCAAGUAGGGUUUGUCGAUUGCAUUCCAAGUCGGCUUGUUCGUGAAUUUAACCUCAAAGUCGUAAAGCUUAGCAAGUUCCUUCCCAAUGAUGGAUCCCAUACCACUGCCACUCCUUUACAAGAAGCCAUUUUGCAAUCUUGUCCAUCAAAAGAGCAUGUCUAUCCCAAACACUCAAUUGCAGUGGUUGGGUACUCAUGCAAAUUUCCUGGAGCAAAUUCGCCCGAAGAGUUUUGGGAUAUCUUGACUGAAGGCAAGUCAUUACUUCGAACGAUACCAAAUGGCAGAUUCCCUACCGAAUGUCUGAGGAGGUCUUCGAAACAGCCAUUCUAUGGCAAUUUCGUGGAUGAUAUUGAUGCAUUUGAUCAUAGGUUUUUCCAGAAAUCUCCUCGAGAAGCGGCGUCCAUGGAUCCACAACAAAGAUUCUUACUUGAAUGUUCCUAUAACGCUCUCUCAUCCAGUGGAUAUUUUGGCCGGCAAUCGAUGUCUAAAAGCAAAGGAGGCAAUGAGCGAAAUGAUGUUGGAUGUUUUUUCGGAGUUUGCGGUUCCGACUACAACGAUAAUAUUGCUUCACAUCCAUCAAAUGCAUUCUCAUCUUUGGGUAGUUUACGAGCAUUUCUCAGUGGAAAAGUCAGUCAUUUCUUUGGUUUUACAGGGCCUUCAGUGAUCUACGACACAGCUUGCUCUUCUUCAGCUGUUGCAAUCGACGCCGCAUGUAAAUCUCUGCAGGCUGGAGACUGUUCAUCGGCUCUGGCAGGAGGUGUUUCCCUAUACACUAGUCCUUACUUUUACGAAAACUUGGGGGCAGCGUCAUUCUUGAGUCCGACCGGCGCUACAAAGCCGUUCGAUGCGGGAGCCGAUGGAUAUUGUAGAGGAGAAGGUGUAGGAAUCGUUGUUUUGAAACGAUUGGAGAAUGCGAUCGCAGACGGCGACCCUAUAUUAGGAGUUAUUGCUGGAUCUGCUGUUAAUCAGAGUAUGAAUUCAACGAGUAUUACGGUGCCAAAUUUGGAAUCUCAGUCGAUGUUGUUCGAAAAGGUUGCGGCACUUGCAGGCUCCAGUCCAUCGGAAUUUACAUAUGUCGAAGCUCAUGGGACAGGAACCCCUAUCGGAGAUCCAAUAGAAAUAAAUGCAAUCCGCAAAGUAUUUGGCGGGGCACACCGAUCUAUACCAUUACAUGUAGCAUCGGUGAAAGGUAAUAUUGGUCAUCUGGAAGGCGCCUCGGGUGUUGCGUCAUUGAUUAAGGUCCUUCUAAUGAUGAAGCACAAAUCGAUACCAAAACAAGCGAACCAUUUGUCUUUAAACCCCAAGAUAAGAGCUUUGGAACCAGACAAGAUGAAAAUCCCGCUCCAGACAACACCAUGGGAAGCUGAUCUCCGUAUCGCCAGCAUCAACAACUACGGUGCAUCUGGGAGCAAUGCAUCUAUAGCCGUGGUUGAACCACCGUCCCAAGUUCUCGAGUCUCGUCAUAUUAACGGCCCAGAGAGUUCGCCUAUGGCAGCUAAAUAUCCUAUCAGAGUAUCUGCAAAUUCUGCUGGAAGUUUGGCGGCCUAUUGCGAUCGUCUGAAAACCCAAGUUUCCCAACUCUGUCAAAACUCUAUUGCUUUGCGUGAUCUUUCUUAUGGUCUAGCAGAAACUCAGAAUUGGAAUUUCUCCAAUGUUUUCAUGGCGGCAGUCUCAGACCUUAGCGAACUAGACAAUGCGCUGAUAAACAGUGCGGAAGGCUACUUCACCACCCCCCAGAAAGUCAAGCCAGUAAUAUUGUGCUUCGGUGGACAAACAAGUGCUACAGCUUCCGUGGAUCGGAAUCUAUACAAUCAAUCGACACUCUUCAGUCGUCAUAUUAAUGAUUGCGAUGAGGUUCUGCGGUCCUUGGGAAAGAAAUCCAUAUUCCCUAGCAUCUUCGACUCCAGUCCUGAUUCUAGCACAGUCAAUCUUCACUCCAAAUUGUUUGUCCUGCAAUAUAGCGCUGCUAAGACGUGGCUAGAUUCCGGUAUCCAAGUUAGCUCGAUGAUCGGCCACAGUUUUGGACAAUUGACAGCGUUUACAGUUGCAGGAUCUCUCUCUCUGGAAGAUGGAUUGAAGCUUGUUGUUGGUCGUGCCGAAUUGGUUGAGAGGUUGUGGGGCCAUGAUAAUGGUUCUAUGCUAGCUGUCGAAACAGAUCAAGAUACUCUGGAUAAGCUUGUUGACUUGACGAGAAAGAAAGGGCCCGCAUUUGAAGUCGAAGUUGCUUGUUACAACGGCGCGACAAGCUUUGUAUUGGUCGGUACCCAUCUCGCCAUUGCGAAGGUCGAAGAAACCCUUAAGAACAACGCAGUGGAGUUUUCGUCACUCAAAGCAAGGAAAUUGGAUGUUACCCACGGGUAUCACUCCUCAUUAACCGAUGUUAUUUUACCUGAGUACAUGGAAAUUGUGAAAGGUUUAAAGUUCAGCGAACCCAAGAUUCACGUUGAAACAUGCUCUGAAAAUGAAGCAUGGUUAAUUCCUAGUCCCGAGCUGGUAGUUGAACACACGAGAACAGGAGUCUACUUUGGCAAUGCAGUUGAGCGUAUCAAUCAAAAAUUUGGUCCUUGCACAUGGCUAGAUGUUGGUUCUGGAUCAGCCAUCACCAAAAUGGCUAGGAGAGCACUCAAGUCGGGAACAUCUACUGUUCAAUUGCAUCAGUUCUUGGAUAUCAAACUAGACAACGAAAGAGUCAUAGAUCAAUUGGCCAAUACGACACUUGAACUUUGGAAAGCUGGGAGUAAAGCCCACUUUUGGCUUCAUCAUCGCUGCGAGAAAGAUAGCUACAAAAGAAUUGAUUUGCCUCCUUAUCAAUUUGAGAAGGCACGUCAUUGGUUGGAAUGGAAAGAGCUUCAGACCGCCGCGCCUCUACCGUCAACACCAAAAGAAUCUUCUAUUAAACGGCCGAAUUCCAUGCUAUCAUUUGUGAAAUUCCAUGACAAAGAUAGGAGUCAUGCUGAGUUUCGUAUUAAUGUACACGAGCAAGGAUACCAAAAAUGUAUCACCGGUCAUGCAGUUCUUGGGCAACCACUUUGUCCUACCCCUCUCUACAUGGAACUUGCAUCCUCUGCGAUUAUGAUUCUUGAAAACUACAAGUUACAUCAAGACACACCUAUAGUUCCUCGAAUACAAGACCUUGAGAUCAAAGCCCCCUUGGGCAAAGCACUUGAUAAAUCAGUGGCCUUGAAUCUCAGAUCAGAUGGCGAGUCUUGGCUAUUCGAGUUUUCAAGUCAGAGUCCGAAAACAAAGAGAAAUUCAUCUCAGCCAGUGAUACAUGCUACUGGUAAGAUAGUGCUGCGAGAUCGUUUCCCACUAAGCACUUCACGAACGGAAAGAUUAAUACCACAAACUCGCCUCACGACUAUUCAAUCAGAUUCCAAGGCGAGAAGCCUUCAAGGAACGCAGAUAUACGACAGGUUUUCUCGGGCAGUAACAUAUUCCGAAAUGUAUAAAGGUGUAAGGGAUGUCCAUGCAAGGGAGCACGAGAUUGUCGGAAAGAUUGUACUACCAAAAGAGAGUCAGCUCUCAGGCUUAGGACGCAAGACUGUAAUUGACUCAAUCGCGUUGGACAACUUCAUUCAAAUAGCCGGUCUCCACGUCAAUUGUCUUAUUCCCAUCAAUGACAAUGAAGUCAAUGUCUGCGUAAAGAUAUCUGAUCUUGAAUUUCAUAAAGAAUUGGAUACGUCAGAUAGUCAAUCCGGAUGGAUGGUCUUUUCAACCUAUUCGAAAACUGGAUCAAGAGAAGUAGAGAAUGAUAUCUAUGUCUUCGACUCACAAAGUCAUAAGCUGGUUUUAACAAUUUUUGGCGCCAUUUUCAUGCGAGUUAAUAUCAAUUUUUUGACCAAGACACUAUCUAAAGCAAAUUCUCGCAGUACUAUUGCCAUUAAUGAACCUCAGAUCACAUUUAAUGAUUUUGAGGUAGAAAAAUUGACAGUCUCGACAACUAUGGAAGAUGAAGGCUACACUACGACAAUUCACUCCGAGGAAGAAGAUAACGAAGAAAUAUCACCACUACUAGCAGGUCCCAAUCCAAUUUCCCGGCUGGAGAAAUUAUUGAUCGAGCACUUAGAUCUCCCCGAGGGUAGUGUGAGGCCAGAAAUGAAUCUGGUAGAUGAAGGACUAGAUUCUUUGUUAGCUAUCGAGCUUGGUAACGAUAUCGGCAAAAUGUUCGGUGUCAGAAAUAUCGCACUGGAUGAAUUUCAAACUUUUGGAGAGCUUUGUAUUGCUGUAUUUGGAAAAAAUACAAAGCCUGUCAAGACGCAUAUCAAAAAUAAGAAUAUUGAUGCCAAUGCUCUCACUUCUAGUCUGAAGAAGAUCGAGGAGCAUUUUUUCAUUGAGAAAUCUGCAAGCGAAACCCUGGUGCCGGACGAUCCAUCUUUCCUAAAAGGAUCGCAGUUGGUAUUUGAAAAAGUUCGCCGUGAGUUCGACACGUUUGCGAAAGAGACAGGUUUCAAUGGCUUUUGGGAGAAUGUUUAUCCCUCGCAAAAGAAGCUCGUCCUAUCUUAUGUUGUGGAGGCCUUUGUCAAGCUCGGGUGUCUCAUUCCCUCGUUAAUUGCCGGUGAGGUUCUCCCGUCGAUCGAAUUCCUACCAAAACAUCAGAAAUUGGUGUCGCAGUUGUACAAUAUAUUGGAAGAUGGCAACUUGAUAAAGAGUGGUGAAGGAAGAUUUCUGCGAACGAAUGUUCCGGUCGAUACCCCUUCAUCUUCUAAAUUGUAUCAGGAAAUUUUGGUAGAAGCGCCACUCUUUCACCUUGAACACCGUGUUCUCCACAUCACCGGCUCCAAUCUUGCAGACUGUCUUACAGGUAAAGCAGAUCCCGUACAGCUCCUCUUUGGGAAAAGAGAAAACAAAGCGCUCUUGGAAGAAUGGUACGCCACCGCUCCAGCUCCAGCGGCCAUCACAGCCCACCUCACGCACUUUCUUCACCAAGCUCUGUCCGCCCAUUCCGGAAUCGUUAAAAUUCUUGAAAUCGGCGGAGGAACUGGAGGAACAACAAAACACAUGAUAGAUUUUCUCACUUCCAAUAACAUUCCCUUCGAAUACACAUUCUCCGACAUCUCCCCCAUGUUCGUUAAUGCCGCCAAGAAAAGGUUUGCCGAAUAUCCAAACGUCACCGUUACAACUUUAGAUAUCGAAAAGCCAGUCUCUGAAAAUAUGCAGAAAAAGUUUCACAUAGUGUUAUCAACAAACUGUAUCCAUGCAACCAAAAACAUCUCCAAUUCUACAGCACAUAUUCGCGAUAUGCUCCUGCCCAACGGCUUUUGUUCACUAGUCGAAUUCACCCGUAAUAUGUUUUGGUUUGAUUUGGUGUUUGGACUAUUAGAUGGCUGGUGGUUUUUCGAAGACGGACGAUCCCACGUUUUGGCCGAUGAAUGGUUUUGGGAAUCGAGUAUGAAAACAGCUGGAUUUGGACAUGUUUCGUGGACACACAAUUCUAGUGCUGAAUCGCGGACUGUCAGGAUUAUUACAGGGUUUCUUGAGGCUCCCGAGAGUACGAGCGUUGUUCCCAAGAGACAGAGGGAAAGUUUCAAGUAUGAAAAGCUAGAGUAUAAGAUGGUUGGAGAAUGUCGACUUUUUGCGGAUGUUUAUUAUGAUUCUUGUACUGCGAAUAAUGAAAUUGAGAGACCUGUUGCACUUAUGAUCCAUGGUGGAGGUCAUACCUUAUACAGCCGAAAAGAUAUAAAUCCAAAGCACAUUCGACUGCUUCAAGACAAGGGAUUUAUCCCAGUCAGCAUUGACUAUCGGUUUAUACCCGAGGUAUCACUCCGCGAAGGAGCCAUGUCCGAUGUUUGUGAUGCACUAGCAUGGGCCCGAAAUACUUUACCAUCCAUCGUUCUAAAAAAUUGCCCUCAGCAAAGGGUAGACGGUAGUAGAGUAGUUGUACUUGGAUGGUCCACCGGCGGUACACUCGCCAUGUCCAGCGCCUUUACAUCUCUCGAACAAGGGACUCAACCACCCGAAGCUAUUUUAGCGUUUUACUGUCCCACAAAUUAUGACGAUGAAUGGUGGAAAACUCCCAUUUUCCCAAAAAUGUCCAUCUCCGAUCCAUCCACACCUUAUAAUCUUCUCGAGGGCGUACAGAAUACUCCCGUAACAAGUUAUACGCCCACAACCAGCACUGGUGCUUCGACUCAAUUGUUCUCUCUACAGGAUCCGCGCACCCGCUUUAUUUUACAUAUGAACUGGCGCGCGCAAGCAUUACCGAUCUUAAUCAACGGCCUCCCAUCGCUUUCCACCUCUCACACAAUCUCUUCCUCUCCCUCCACCUCCUACGACAACCUCCCCAUGCCCUCACCCAGCCAAAUCGCCCGCAUAUCACCUUACUCAUACAUCGUCUCUUCACACUACAAGACCCCCACAUUCUUGAUUCAUGGUACAGAAGACGAUUUAAUUCCUUGGCAACAAAGCCAGAAAACGUAUGAGGCGCUAAAAGAAAGGGGGGUUGAGGCAGGCAUUGAGGUUCUGGAGGGAUCAGGACAUCUCUUUGAUUUGACUAGGGAUAGAGGUGGCGAUGAGGGGGUAAGAGCGGUAGAGAGAGGAAUGGAGUUUUUGAAGAGAUUCGUGUAA